This is a messenger RNA of Camelina sativa (false flax), 1510 nucleotides long. Lineage: Eukaryota; Viridiplantae; Streptophyta; Magnoliopsida; Brassicales; Brassicaceae. The record is from RefSeq and is a predicted model, not a curated record.
GAAGUACUAGUGACUUUUCUAAUAAGAAGACCAAAGAACAAUUCUAAAACUCAUGACAUAUUAUUGUCAGUUGAUCUCCUUACUAAAAGAAAAUGGAUGGCAUGAUUAAGAUCUAAUCAUGACUGUUGUUGGUUAUACACAAUUUAUACAAUAAUCAAAGUUCAAAACAGCUGAAGUUAUUAUAAUUCACACCCAGCCAGAUCCAAACACAAUCAAAGUCUUAUCCUACGCAUAAUACCUCACUACUCUGCUAAAACACGCCCCUACCAAUUACAAAUUUCUUCUGUAACCGUUUUUUUUUUUUGGGUUGAACACACUAACCUCACCACUCACAUGAAAGUUCCAUUUUCUUCUUCUUCAACCUUUUCGAAACCUCUCUGAAAAAAUCAAUGGCGAGGAGUCACCGGUUUAGCUACCGGUUACUCUUUCUCAUCCUACUAACAUUAGAAACGGCACAACGUCCAACAACAGCCGAUCCAAACGACGAGGCGUGUUUAAAAAACCUCCGUGAAAGCUUACAAGACCCGGCGAGCAACCUCCGUAACUGGACGAACUCCGUCUUCACAAACCCAUGCUCCGGCUUCACCUCAUACCUCCCCGGAGCUACCUGCAACAACGGAAGAAUCUACAAACUCUCCCUAACCAACCUCUCCCUCCGCGGCACCAUCUCUCCCUUUCUCUCCAACUGCACAAACCUCCAGUCCUUAGAUCUAUCCUCAAACCAGAUCUCCGGCGUUAUCCCGCCGGAGAUUCAGUACCUCGUCAACCUCGCCGUCCUUAACCUCUCGUCAAACCAACUCUCCGGCGAAAUCACGCCGCAGCUCGCUCUCUGCGCUUACUUAAACGUGAUCGAUCUCCACGACAACCAGCUCUCCGGUUCGAUUCCUCAGCAGCUAGGUUUGUUAGCGAGGCUGUCCGCGUUCGACGUUUCGAACAACAAACUCUCCGGUCAGAUCCCGACGUACCUGUCGAACCGAACCGGGAGCUUCCCUAGGUUUAACGCGAGCUCGUUCGUAGGGAACAAGGGACUGUACGGUUACCCGUUGCAGGAGAUGAUGAUGAAAAGUAGAGGCUUGUCUGUGAUGGCCAUCGUUGGGAUUGGGUUAGGGAGUGGCGUGGCGAGUUUGAUGAUUAGUUUUACUGGUGUUUGUUUAUGGCUGAGGAUUACUGAGAAGAAGAUGGUUGAGGAAGAAGGUAAGAUUAGUCAAUCUAUGCCUGAUUACUAAACUAAUUACUAUUUACUUACGGCCAAGAUUACUAAAAACAUUUUUCAUUUGUUGAGUUUUAUUUUAUUUUUCGUUUACUAUAUACUCCCUCUGUCUCAUGUUUAGGAUUUUAUACACACAUUUAAGACAAGGGGAAUAUAUGAUUAAUUUUGUUUGCUGAUGAUUUUUUUAUUUUAUUUAUGACUUUCUAUGAUUUAUUUUUCUGAUACUUUUUCACUUUCUCACUUUCCCACUCCAUACAUUCUACAACAUCAAUAAUUAUUAAAACAAAAAUUUAUUAAAAA